UGUAGGAGCUGUCGAAGGAAACGGAUUCACCAACCCACACGUCAGCGCUGUGUGGGCCCAAAGCUACUCUUUAUGGAAGGUGGGAGAGAAAUGGGGUGAGAGCACUUAGAAGGGAAGGGAAUUUUUUAAACCAGAAAGAAAAUUAGAUAAAUUGGCUCCCAUUUGACUAAACAUUUGUUCCUUUUGUACACCAUGAAUUAUGUAUUGGAUCAAAUCAGAGUCACAUUUCUCAGUUUAAAUCCACUCAGCACCAAACAAGCUAACAGUUUAAAGAAUUUGUGCAGAUGUAUUUUGUAAGAGUGUUUGUGUAAAAUAUAUCAGCUCUUUGGUCUAAAUCAGGUCAGCAGUUGUUGUUUUGAUUUUCAAAUCUAGUCCUUUUUAAGAUAAAUUUACCUUUGAGUAGACAUUUUCUGCCUAGUCGUGUUUUUAUUCAUUUCCUGUGACCUGUUUAUUUAUUUAGGAUAACAUUAGUCAGCAGAACAACACCAACCCAGCUUGUAAAGAGAUCCAUUAAAACUCUGGAAAAGCUCUUUCAUUUGAUGGAUCAGUGUGUGAAGUUUGUUGCAAGUGAAAGCUUAAUAAAUCAUUGAUGUAUUUGCAGCUAAAGUUGGCGUUCAUCUGAUUCUUGUUGAGUUUGCUCACCUGGAGCAGAGUGUCCAUACUUUCAUAAACAUCACUUUUGUUUUUGCUGGAAGAUGCAGGCAAGUGCUGGACUUGAUGCUCUUAUUCAAGGCAUGCUAUCAGCUUGAAUACUGACAGCUGCAGAGAUUUUCACACAUGAAACAGAGUUAAUUAUUUAUAUAACAUGCUGCACGAUUCGGUCUGUGGGAGUUUAACCAAUCGUUUACCUUCCACAGGACUACACACUGACUAUGUACUUCCAGCAGUACUGGAGAGACAAGAGGCUGGCCUAUGCAGGGAUCCCGCUCAACCUGACCCUGGACAACAGAGUCGCAGACCAGCUCUGGGUCCCAGACACCUACUUCCUAAAUGACAAAAAGUCCUUCGUGCAUGGAGUCACGGUUAAGAACCGCAUGAUUCGGCUACAUCCGGAUGGCACGGUUCUAUAUGGACUCAGAAUCACAACAACAGCAGCCUGCAUGAUGGAUCUGAGGCGAUACCCUCUGGAUGAACAGAACUGCACCCUGGAAAUUGAGAGUUAUGGUUACACAACAGAUGAUAUAGAGUUCUACUGGAAAGGAGGGGACAGUGCUGUGACCGGGGUGACUCGGAUCGAGCUUCCUCAGUUCUCCAUAGUUGACUACAAACUGGUCUCCAGGAACGUGGUUUUUUCCACAGGUGCCUAUCCUCGAUUGUCUCUGAGCUUCAAGCUGAAACGAAACAUCGGAUACUUCAUCCUGCAGACGUACAUGCCCUCAAUCCUCAUCACCAUCUUAUCCUGGGUGUCGUUCUGGAUAAAUUAUGACGCCUCAGCUGCCAGAGUUGCAUUAGGGAUCACUACUGUGCUCACCAUGACAACCAUCAACACUCAUUUGAGGGAGACACUACCCAAGAUCCCCUAUGUCAAAGCUAUAGACAUGUACCUGAUGGGCUGCUUUGUCUUCGUUUUCCUGGCUCUGCUGGAAUAUGCAUUUGUCAACUACAUCUUCUUUGGACGGGGUCCUCAGAUGCAGAAGAAACUGUCCGAGAAGGCGCUGAAGGCGAAUAACGAGCGCAAUCGAUUCGACAGACCCAAGUCCAUCCUGGAGGGAAUCAAUUUCAAGUCCUCAUCUCUUAAACAGUCCAAUCAGGGUCGCCGUCACUCACAGCGGGUCGACUCCCACGGGAAUGUUUUGCUGACAACCUUGGAGAUCCACAACGAGGUGGGAGGUAAUGAAAUCACGACCACCCUGAGCGAUACCCACAACUCCACCUCCAUUGUGUUUGACAGCUCGGGGGUUCAGUACAGAAAGCCAAGCGUGCCACAUGAAUCGGGUCGCCUCAGCCUGGACAGGAACGCAUAUCUGAAGAAGACUCGUCUGCGGAGACGAUCGUCUCAACUUAAAAUCAAAAUCCCUGACCUGACCGAUGUGAACGCCAUUGACAGAUGGUCUCGGAUUAUAUUCCCCUCUGCCUUCUCCCUUUUCAACCUUAUCUACUGGCUUUAUUACGUCAAUUAACACACCGUGCUUUUUAAUCCCAUAUUCAUCUCAUUCUAGGAUGGGAGGAGACAAAUUGAUGUGACUCACCUGACGUGGUUAAACCCUGAAGAUUUUAAUUUUAUCAUAACUGACUUUGUUGAACACCCCGGACAGUCAGAUGGGUUUGCUCACAUGACUUGUGUUUUAUAAAAGUUUGCAUGUACAGACAGUAAGUCUCUCCUCCGACCUCUGUGAACGGCUGGGACAAUGUCUUCGACAGUUUACACUGCUUUAGAUCCAUCACUGCAUCUGCCCACAUACUGACAUGUGCUCACGCUGGUUUAUACAUACGGACUAAACUCUGUCUUAAUAUUCCGAUUAUGUUUCCCCAGCUAUGAAAGAUUUAAGGAGGAAUUCUUAAAUGUGUUACUCGUUAGGUGAGAUGGUAGAUGCCACUCUUCAGUCUGACUCAAAGGUGCAACAUGGCAGCCCGCAGCUUGCUAGCAAAGCUUAGCUUAGCAUGAACACAGAAAAUGUGAAAACAGAGUUAAAGGAAGUAAGAGUUGUCUCCUGGGUUUUGUCAGGAACAAAAACAGACUUCAAUCCUUACUUUAAAAUGAAAUGACUAAUAUUGUUCUGGAAGGAGAGGGCCAUGGAUUAAACACCAGCACCCUUGGUCUCUGCCAUUACUGAAAUGAAUUUGUUUAUUAGCCGCAAAAGGACUGACGUCUUUUGUUUACUUAUUGAUUUCUUAUCCUAAAGCAGGGGCGGAUUUAGGACUGAAGAAGAUCCGGGGCUUAACACACACACAUGCGCGCGCUCACACACACACGUGACACGCACUAGUCAACAUCAUAUAUGUCUUGUACCACAUCAUUUUAAUCUGAAGCUACAUAUUAAGCAUUUUCAGGGCAGAGUAUAGUUCCUGUUAGUGUUUAGUGUGAGAUGAUAGUAAAUAUUCCCUUUCUUUCUCCAACAACUUUACCUGAUAGUAAGCUAACUUUAGGCAAACCAGCAGCACAACAAAUAUUUUCUAAUAAGACUCACAAACCUGAGUCAGCACCAGUCUCAUCAGAGCUGGGGUUCUGUCGCCGUACUUUUGGUCUAAAACACGUCCUUAUGUCCAUCUUCACUCAUGCGUUUCAGGCAGAGAGUGUAGAAGAAGCCGGCUGCUGAAGGGCUUCUUCUUCAGUGGUGGAGGCUCAGGCAGGCUGUAUACAAACUACUGCCAGCUGCUCCCUCUCUGUUGGACUUUGGUACUGCAUGUUACUUCCACGAUUUAGAUCCGGGGCUUCUGCCCAAGUAGCCGGGCCUAACGCCGCCCCUGUCCUAAAGGAAUAUUUUGGCUGUUUUGAAGUUUCAGUAACAGUAAAUAUCUUAACUAAUGUCAAUAGUAUUCUGAACAGACUCAGUUUGUAGAAAUUGUGUUGAUCAAUUAAUUAAAAUCUAUUGUGAGGGCUGCUUAGAUCCCGAUGCUUAACUUUGUCUUAAAACAUCUCCAAUCUCCAAAAUAUCGCAGUGGCUGCCAAUUCAUCCAUCCAGCCAUCCAUUGUCGGAACCCGCUUUGACCACGUAGGGUAGCGGGGGGGCUGGUGCCCGUCUCCAACAGUCAAUGGGCAAUCAGGCGGGGUACACCCUGGACAGAGAGCCAGUCCAUCGCAGCUGCCAAUUCAUAUUACAUGGUUAUUUACAGGACAUUUAUGUGGUUGUUUACAAGUGUAAAUAUCAUUUCCUCACCGACAAAGAAUCAUUUCUCAUUUUACAAAUGUUAUUCUUUAAUUUGUAAUAGAAAACAAGGCAAUAAAAUACUAAUUUUACACUGAAUCAGCCUCGCUGUGCGGAGCGUACUGUUUGACAACCGCAAUGGUGCCCUCUAUUGGCUGGUAGAUGAAACCAUAAACCCAGUGUUGUGCCUGUCAAAAUAAAUAUUUGAUUAUUUUUUUCAUUAAAAUAUAGCUUUUAAAAGAAAUACUGUAGCUUAAUUCUGCACACCUUUAAACACCCUAUGUAGGUAAUUGUCCAAGAAUAUAUAUCAGAACUAAGAUGCGCUUUACCAAGGGUUGACCUUCUAUUUAAUGAGUUAAGCCAAAAUAUGUUUCCCAGAGUAAUCCUGUAAUGUUGAAAUGACUGAAAGGUCAAAAAGGUUAAUACAAUUACAUUUGCAUAAGCUUUUAUUAAGUUUGUAUGACUGCGCUAUUUUGAGAUGGCAGCAAUCCACUUAUAAAAUUAGCUCAUUCAGACCAUCCUGUCAAGAUAACACUGUCACAUUUUUACAUGUUUAGGAACCAAAAUACUGGAGAUGAGACCCAGAAACUCAAACAAACAAAACUUUAAUAAAUAAAAUAGCUGGUAGAGCAGCACAAAAUCUGAGUUGUAAAACUCAACAUGGGACGCCCAGCCAAUCAGAGUAUCCAGUGUCUGCCCACUUCCAUGGACGUAAUUUUGGGGGGGACAUGUCCCCCCCCCCCCCUCACUUUUUCCAGUCAGGUUUUGACCCCUGCACUUUUUACCAUCCAAAAACAAUAUUACGCUAUAUUAAAUUCACACUGGUUGAGCUCUAGGACCAAGCAAAAAACAACUGUUUGUGUUGAAGCCUGUUUCCCAUUAGAACAUACUGUAAAGAUCCCCCCCCCCAUGUCCCCUCCACUUCUAAAGUGAAAAUUACGUCCAUGCCCACUUCCCUGAGUGUCCCGGUAAUUUGAACAGUACCUACGCACAGUCAGGUCAGUUUUUACUCUGUUCCUCUGCCCUGGAAGAUGUCAAUCAAUCAGAUUUUAUUUAUGAAGCACUUUUCAAACAAAAGUGCGACUCAAAGUGCUUUACAGAAUUAAAAUGACCCCAAAUUCCAACAAUAGUUUAAAAGCAUUAACAGUCUCACACACACACACGAACGCACGCGCGCGCACGCACACACACACACACACACACACACCCAAUAACAUCAGUAAAAAUUAUAUUUUUAUAUUUUGCUGAGUUCAGACGAGCCAAGUAAGGUAGGCAAGGAUAUAAAGUGCUGAAUUUACUUAACUUAAGUUCUGUUAGCUAAUUCCACUAAACCUAGUUGCUUAAAUGUAAAGAGUAACAUCCAUUGUUACAUGUUAUGGUAAAAGUAAAUGUAUAUUACAAGGGAAGCUUGAUAUUGGCAUUUUUACCCAUAUUACCCAGUAAUGUCUGAUACCAAUACAGAUACAUGCUGCAAUCCCCUCUCAUAAUAAAAUGAAACAUUUUAGGUUACUAACGUCACAUGUCUAUCAUGAAUGCUUAAAUUUAGAAAAUUUUCUGUGAAAAAUGAAAAGUACUUCAAUUUAAGUUAGUAACAGAAAAAGUGCCAUGUUUAUGACUAUGCAGCUGAAUCCCUUUCUCCCCAAGUGUGACGCUAAGGCGUGUUUAUUGGUAAUGCAUUGUUUCUUAUUCUGUAUAUUGCAGUUAUUAUUAUAAAACAUUAAUAAAGAUCUUCAGAUAAGAAAAGCAAGGCUUGGGUGAAGACUUGUUUUUGUUUUAGUCGUUUGUUAGCCGUUUAGCUACACGUAAGCUACCUGCUGUGAGGACUGAGUAUGUUCACUACACAGGGCAAAUUUCUACUUCACAAGUUAUGACAAAUAAACUAAAAUAUCUCAAAAUCAUUACCUCAGAUCUGUCACAUUUUGAGGCAUUUCGAGAAAUAGAAGUAUCUGAAGAGUUUGAUAUAAUAUGGUAUAAUAUGUGUAUGGUGUGUAAAGGUUGUCAUUAAAAGACAAAACCAUACCAAAAUUUUCCCAUUUAAAUUUUUUUUUAAUGUUAAAGGUAUUAAUGGUAGACCGAUAAUAUCAAACAUCCCAAUGUGUUGCUCUACAUUUAAACAAUUAGGUUUAGUGGAACCAGUUGACAUGACUUGGUUAAAUAAAUUCAGCGGCUUGUUUCUUACAGUGUGUAUUGAAACACACAGGUGAAGAAUGUUCCUGGUUCCUAAAGUUGUAAGGCACAUGUGCCCCAGUGUGUUGCUGCUGCUGAUACUUGUUUUUGUAAAUAAUCAGAAAACAUCGUGUAAAUAACUGCAUUGUCAAAUUACCAUCUGUGUUAAGGUCGAAAGCUUUGAAGGAACAAACUCUUUCUACAAACCGAGUCCAGUCAGUAAACAACCACAGCACGUGAGAUCAUUUUCUUUUUGUUUUAAACACAAGAGCUUAUUGUUCAUCUCUUGCCUCUGAUGACCUAACAUCCGCCCAUGUUAGAGGAUACAGAACUAAUCCAGCAAAACCGUUCUAACACAACGGCAGAGUACGAGGGAGGGAGUGUGCACCGUGGAGUUAAGAAGCAGAGAUGGUGUCAUGCCUCUACGGGCGUUUGGACCUCCUGGGACAGGAAACACCCACAACAUUCUAAAUAAAAUCAAGUUUUUAAAAGUUGUGUAAGGAUCUUUGAUUAAGUACAACAUUUUCAUAUUUGUGAUGAAAAUUAAGUGAAUGCUGAUUUAUUAGUUUUAAUGUUUAAACUCUGAGACAUCUUGUGGUUUCCUGUUGUGAUGCUAAGCUAAGCUGUUAGUCACCUGCAACAAUACAUAAAGAUGGUAUCUUUAAUCCCGCAGCCACAUACGAGUAUUGCCUACAAAAAAAUCUCUCUUUACUCAUAAUAUAAUUAAUUUUAGGUCAACAGUAUUUAAUGGCGUUUAAACCAAACUUUAAAACCACCUGCUUAGUUUUGACUAUGUCAUCUUUUAAGUUUUGUGUAAAGGCGUAAUCACUACAUGUAACUUGAUAUAACAUUAUUUUGGGGUCACGUUUCUGCUCAGAUUUCUUGACUUUCCCUGCAUUUGUUGUACAUACUUGUUGCACAUUAAUUACUCGGCUAUGUUGUCAUCAUUGUUAUUUUCAGUGAUUUCUGGCCUUGCUGUUUUGUUUUGUUAGUCUUUACACAAAAUUACGAUUUCCUAUUUGUGACUGAAAAUAUAAAACGUAAA
Nothobranchius furzeri (turquoise killifish) is the source of this 7017-nucleotide messenger RNA. Lineage: Eukaryota; Metazoa; Chordata; Actinopteri; Cyprinodontiformes; Nothobranchiidae. The record is from RefSeq and is a predicted model, not a curated record.